Bactrocera dorsalis (oriental fruit fly) is the source of this 7193-nucleotide messenger RNA. RefSeq lists its product as uncharacterized. Gene Ontology annotation, biological process: peptide catabolic process; proteolysis. The transcript has 24 exons. Bases 110 to 6964 code for a protein of 2284 amino acids. Lineage: Eukaryota; Metazoa; Arthropoda; Insecta; Diptera; Tephritidae. The record is from RefSeq and is a predicted model, not a curated record. Gene Ontology annotation, cellular component: cytoplasm. Gene Ontology annotation, molecular function: peptide binding; metalloaminopeptidase activity; zinc ion binding.
AGAUACAGUUACGGCUAAGCAGCCGUAAGUGAAGGUUGUGCGAAGAGAAGUUAACAAGUAUUUACCUUAAUUAAACUGGUGUAGCCAACAAGGAUAGUGCCGUACAAACAUGAUUAUUACGACCAAAUUGGUAGCGAUAUGCUUGGGCCUAGCCCUUGUCGCUUUCACGACGUCCACGAUCGUUUUGGCCGUGCAGAAGGCGAAUUUGCAGGAUGAGCUGGAUGCGCUGAAAGACUCCCUCACCACCACCACCACUACAACAACUACAGCUGUUACUCCCACCACAGCGAGUACAAGCAGUCAGCCAGCAACAACACCAACUACAACUACACCCGCUGUAACUACAACAACCUCAUUACCUGAUACUACAACAACGGCGCCGGAAAUUAUCGACUAUAGACUGCCCGACAGCGUUUUUCCCAUCAACUAUAAUCUUUAUCUGCAUCCGGAUAUCGAGACGGGCAACUUUACCGGCCAAAUGCUCAUACGCGUGAACACCACCAGAAGUAUUGACAAAAUCGUAUUGCAUUCAAGCAAACUGGUGAUCAACAAUGUGUAUUUGUCGAGCACAAAUAAUCCAACUGUCUAUGUAAAGAACUAUUACCUGGACUUGGUGCGUGAAUUCCUGGUUAUCGAAUUGAGCGAGGAGUUGCCGGCUGAACGUGCCUUCUAUGUUGGCAUACUGUUUGAGGGCACUAUGGCUGGUAAAAUUGUUGGACUCUACAGUUCCUCGUAUCUUAAGGCGGAUAAUACGCGAAAAUAUAUAGCCACAUCUAAGUUUGAGCCCACAUAUGCGCGUCUCGCUUUCCCCUGCUUCGAUGAACCCGCCAUGAAGGCGACUUUCGAUGUGACUUUGGUAUAUCCCUCGGAGGGUGAUUACCACGCGCUCUCCAAUAUGGAUAUUGCGGGCGAAUCUUACCAAGGUAAAUAUACGGAGGUUUACUUCAACCGCAGCGUACCGAUGAGCACAUACCUGGCAUGCUUCAUUGUUUCCGACUUCAAAUUUAAAUCGGCGAUUAUCGAUACUAACGGCAUUGGCAAUCCAUUCACAUUACGUGCCUUUGCAACACCCGAGCAGCUGGAUAAAGUCGAUUUCGCCUUGGAUGUUGGCAAAACCGUGAUCGAAUAUUAUAUACAGUAUUUCCAAGUGGAAUAUCCACUACCAAAGCUGGACAUGGCCGCUAUACCGGAUUUUGUCUCCGGCGCUAUGGAGCAUUGGGGUCUGGUGACAUAUCGUGAAACCUCGUUGCUCUACGACGCGGCUGUGAGCUCGACCGUGAAUAAACAACGUGUUGCCAGCGUUAUCGCCCAUGAGUUCGCGCAUAUGUGGUUUGGAAAUUUAGUUACUAUGGAUUGGUGGAACGAUUUAUGGCUUAAUGAGGGUUUUGCGAGCUACAUUGAAGAUAAGGGCGUUGAGGCGAAGUUCCCUGAAUGGAAAAUGCGCGAUCAAUUCAUUACUGGCACUCUUCAUCCUGUACUCACAUUGGAUGCCACACUCGGUGCACAUCCCAUUAUACAAACUGUAGCGAAUCCCGAUCAAAUCACGGAAAUAUUCGAUACCAUCACCUACUCGAAGGGUGCCUCGUUAAUACGUAUGUUGGAGGAUUUCAUUGAACCAGAUAAUUUCCAAAAGGCUGUUACGAAUUACUUGAAUGAGUACAAAUAUAAGAAUGCGGUGACCGAUAACUUUUUAACAGAAAUUGAAAAAUUGAAUUUGGGUUUCGAUGUGAAAUCAAUUAUGAACACCUGGACAGAACAAAUGGGUUUGCCGGUGGUGGAGGUAGAACAAUUAAGCGCUGCCCAAUACAAAUUGACACAGAAACGCUUCUUCUCCAAUCCCGAUGACUACGAAGGCGUCUAUAAUGAUUCGCCUUUCAAUUACACCUGGUCUAUUCCAAUUACUUACAAGACGAAUACUCUUACUGACGUUAACAGAGCGUGGUUCUACUACAAUGAAUCGGAGUUAAUCAUUGAACUGAGCACAGCGCCACAAUGGAUUAAAUUCAAUUACGAUCAGAACGGUUAUUAUCGUGUCAACUAUCCAGCAGCUUUGUGGGAAAACUUGGCGAAUCAACUAAUAGAGGAUCCAACUAAAUUCUCAGUUGGCGAUCGUGCGGGUCUCCUCAACGAUGCUUUCUCGCUAGCCGACGCCACUCAACUCUCCUAUGAUACAGCGCUCGAUAUGACUGCAUACCUAGCUAAGGAGGUGGAUUAUGUACCUUGGAGUGUGGCUGCAUCGAAGCUUACCUCACUUAAACGUCUGCUGAUGUUUACAGAGGUGUUUGGCAAUUACAAGCAAUAUGCACGCGAAUUGAUCAAGCCAAUUUAUGAGAGCGUUACGUGGACGGUGGGCGAAGAUCAUUUACAGAACCGCUUACGUGUCACGAUUCUCUCAGCCGCCUGUUCGCUCGGUCUUGACGAUUGUCUAAAUGAAGCGAGUGUACGCUUCAACGCUUGGCUGGCAAAUCCUGACACCCGCCCACAUCCGGAUAUACGUGAAACUAUCUACUAUUAUGGCGCCUUUGGUGCUAAUGAAAGUGCUUGGCAAACCAUGUGGAAUCUUUUCGUAAGCGAAGCGGAUGCCAGUGAGAAAUCGAAACUAAUGUACGGUCUGUCGGCUGUACAAGUGCCAUGGAUACUGGGCAAUUACAUUAAUCUCGCUUGGGAUGAGAACAAUGUGCGUGGUCAAGAUUACUUUACUUGCAUACAAUAUAUUGCUGCUAAUCCGGUGGGUGAACCCAUUGUCUGGGAUUAUGUGCGCGAACAUUGGCCGGAUCUGGUGGACCGUUUCGGUUUGAAUGAACGCUAUUUGGGCAGCAUGAUACCAUCGAUAACCGCGCGUUUCGAUACACAAACGAAGUUGGAGGAGAUGCAACAAUUCUUCGCUAAAUAUCCGGAAGCCGGUGCGGGCGCUGCGGCGCGUGUGCGUGCGCAGGAAACCGUUAAGAACAACAUUGCAUGGUUGGCGAACAACAAAGCCAAUAUUGCAGCGUGGUUAGAGAAAAACUCAGCAUUGCUGACAGCUAAAGUUAUUGCAAUAUGCCUUGCACUUGCCACAACGGCUUUCAUGGUCUCAACCAUUGUUCUGGCCGUACAGAAGGCGGACUUAGAAGAUGAAUUACAAGAUGCUUUAGAUAAAUUAGACGCAACCACGCUACCCACUACACUGCCCACAACGCCUACGACGCUUACGACGCCUACAACGCUAACAACGCUUACGACUGCAGCACCAAACAAUCCAACACAAACUACUGCUCAGCCUGGCAAUCCAACGGAUCCAACCAGUCCAACGACAGUCACUGUUCCAACACCGACAGAGACUUCCACGCAAACCACACGUACCACACACGGUGCUGUAAUUCCCACCAUGACUGUGCCGAGUACAGAGUCGACUGCCGUAACCUCGAAUCCCAAUUAUCCAACACUACCACCUGGACUGCCAAAUCCCGAAGAGAUUAUUUAUCGUCUGCCAACCGAUAUUCGUCCAGUCAAGUAUCGUAUUUAUUGGCAUCCGAAUUACGAAACGAACACCUGCGAAGGUUCCGUGACCGUACAAAUCGAAAUUGAUGUGCCCACAAAUUUGGUUGUGUUGCACGCGAAGGAUCUGGAGAUCGGCGGUAUAACAAUUCUCAAUGUAAUGGCAUAUAUGCGCAUUCGUGUGAAGGCGUUUACCUUGAGUGAGGAACGUGAACUACUCAUCAUCGAAUUGGAGGAGCUGUUGCGUACGGGCACACCAUAUGUGGUUAAUAUUGAUUUCACCUGCCAAUUGAGUGGCUUAAGUGGCAUGUACUCAAGUACUUACAAGGAUGAAACAAAUGCAGACAGAAUGUACCCGCAAUCAAAAGUGCCACCGGUUCGGCCGCGUUCCAGUUUAUCAACAGACGAUCAUCAUUACCGCAUACGUGACUGUGAUGCACGACAUGUACGCAAAAAACCGAAUAACGCGUUCAUAACACUUGUCGGUUUUUGUUUGGUACUUUUCGUGCUGUGCGCAUUCCUAUUGGGCGCGCUCAUUUACGUCGGUAGAAAUAUUGUGAACGCGCCCGCUUAUACGUCAGCCGCUGUGGCAACACCGGCAGCCGGCGAAUAUUUGACAAAUGAACAGCUGAUAUCACCAGCAAAUUUAUCAAUUUUGCGAAUUAGAACAACAACGGAUUAUUCCACAUCCUCGGCGACGCGUCCAACGUCCAAUAACAAUAUGAAAUCAGCAACUUUAGCCAUUGAACCAGCCAUAGCAGCCGCUUCCAAAGUAUUGCAGAAAUUAAGUUUUCGUCUGCCAAAAGAAAUUAAACCACACCAGUAUAAAUUACUUUUACAACCCGAUUUGGUGAAUAAAACAUAUCAAGGCAGUAUUACAAUUAAAUUGGAAGUGUUGAAACCAAUUUCAUAUAUACCAGUCCAUGCGAAAACAUUGAAUGUAACCACAGAAGAGGUGGUGCAGCUGGGUGAAGCCGAUGCGCCACUCAAUAAACUGACACCCACCUUGACCUUUGCACACCCAGCUUUGGAAUAUUGGGUGACGGAAUUCACAGAUCCUUUACAAGUCGGCAACUAUUCAUUACGUUUGGCAUUUAACGGUUCGCUCACUGACCGUAUUGUUGGUUUUUAUGCAUCUUCAUAUUUGGAUACCAAAACAAAUCAGCGCAGAUGGAUAGCCACCACAAAAUUCGAACCGACUUAUGCGCGUACUGCGUUCCCUUGCUUUGAUGAACCGGCGCUGAAGGCCUCCUUUAUCAUCACAGUAGUACGCCCCACCAAUGGUGGCUACCACGCGCUGUCCAAUAUGCCUGUUCAAAGUGAAGAGGUGAACGGUGAUCUUACGGAAGUAACAUUCGAACAAAGUGUACCGAUGAGCACCUAUUUGGCCUGCAUGAUUGUAUCCGAUUUUGCGUCUCAAUCUAAGACCGUUAAUGGUACCUUAUCUGGUGCUCAAGAUUUUGAGAUGCGCGUUUUCGCAACAUCCAAUCAAAUUGAGAAGGUUUCUUAUGCUUUAGAAACCGGUGUUGGCAUUACGGAAUAUUACAUUGACUAUUUCAAAGUAACAUAUCCAUUGCCCAAACUGGAUAUGGCUGCCAUACCAGAUUUUGUUUCGGGUGCCAUGGAACAUUGGGGAUUGGUGACAUACCGUGAGACCGCGCUGCUAUAUGAUCCAACAAUCAGUUCGAGUGCAAAUAAACAGCGUGUGGCUACAGUGGUGGCGCAUGAAUUGGCACAUAUGUGGUUCGGAAAUUUGGUGACCAUGAAAUGGUGGAAUGAUUUGUGGUUGAAUGAAGGUUUCGCCAGCUAUAUUGAGUACAAGGGUGUGAAUAAAGUGCAUCCCGAAUGGGCUAUGCUGGAUCAAUUCAUUGUUGCUGAUCUGCAUGAUGUACUCGAACUGGACGCCACCUUGGCGUCACAUCCCAUUGUGCAAACGGUGGAAAGCCCUGCGCAAAUUACAGAGCUUUUCGAUAGUAUUACAUAUUCGAAAGGUGCCUCCGUUAUACGUAUGCUGGAAGAUUUGGUGGGUGAGGAGAAAUUCCGCAAUGCUACCACGAACUACCUUACUAAAUUCUACUAUGCCAAUGCUGAGACAGACGAUUUCUUAACCGAAAUCGAAGCAUUUGAAUACGAUUUCGAUGUGAAAUUAAUUAUGCAAACAUGGACUGAACAAAUGGGCUUGCCGGUUGUUGAGGUUAAGAAGGAUGGCAAUACGUAUACGCUUACACAAAAGCGCUUCCUAGCAAAUCCAGAAGACUACAGUGCCGAUUUUGAAGUAUCCAAGUUUAACUACCACUGGUCCAUACCGAUAACUUAUUUCACGAGCGAGAACGUCGAGGUUGCACGCACAAUCUUUAAUUAUAACGAUAAUGAAGUUAAAAUAACGCUGACUAACGCUGUCGAUUGGAUUAAGAUCAAUAAAAAUCAAGUCGGUUAUUAUCGUGUAAAUUAUGCACCCGAACAAUGGCAAGAACUGACAAAUGCGCUGAUUAAUGCACGCGGUCAGUUUAGCAAUGCCGAUCGUGCGCAUCUCAUCAAUGAUGUCUUCUCCUUAGCCGAUGCCGCACAAUUGGAAUACAGUAUUGCAUUGAACUUGUCACUCUACUUAGAAAAUGAACUGGAUUAUGUGCCAUGGAGUGUUGCCAGUGCGCGCCUUUCAGAUAUCAGAAGUCUACUCUACUAUACCGAUUCAUAUCGUGACUUUGUCGUUUUCGGACGGAAAUUACUUGCGCAGGCUUAUGAAAAUGUUGCGUGGAAUGUUAGCGACGAUCAUUUGGACAAUUUGGCACGUGUUAAAAUACUAAGUCUAGCUGGCAGAUUCGACUACCAACCAAUGUUGACUGAAGCUGCCACACGCUUUACGGAGUGGUUAAGUAAUCCUAGCGUAAGACCCGAUCCUGAUAUACGCACGAUUGUAUAUUAUUAUGGCAUGCAAAGUGUGGGCAAUGAAAAUUCUUGGAAUCAAGUGUGGGAAUUGUUUAUCAAUGAGUCGGAUGCGCAAGAGAAAGUCAAAUUAAUGGAAGCUUUAGCGGCGGUGAACUCACCAUGGAUUUUGCAACGUUACAUCAAUUUGGCCUGGAAUGAGAGCUAUGUACGCGGCCAAGAUUACUUCACUUGCCUUACUUACAUUUCCAACAAUCGCAUUGGUCAAAGUUUAGUGUGGGAUUAUGUACGCGAGAAUUGGCCACGUUUGGUUGAACGUUUUGGCAUCAACGAACGUUAUCUCGGCCGUUUAAUACCAUCAAUUACAGCAAGGUUUGUUACACAAACAAAAUUGGAAGAAAUGGAAGCAUUCUUUGCGAAAUAUCCUGAAGCGGGUGCUGGCACAGCUGCACGCAAGCAAGCAUUGGAAACAGUCAAAUUCAAUAUUAAAUGGCUGCAACAGAAUAAGGCGCAAAUAACUCAAUGGUUGGCCGAGCAAAAAGCGGCAGAUGCAAGUGCGACCACUGAAUCCUCUACAACAACAACGGAAGCUACUCGCAUUUAAGCGUCGCCACAGCAUUUGUUUUUUAUCCACCCAAAGUCAUCAUAGCGUGAAUUUAUGAAAGCUUUUGUUUAUUUUUAUAUAAAUAUAAAUAGUAUUUUAACAGAUGUAUGAAUUUAUGUAAAUACUUUAAUGAAAGUGUAUAUAUUGUUAACUUUUGUUGAAGUCGAAUAUUGGAAAUGAAGACAAUAAAAAGGAAUUGUUUGUACAAUUACAAGAAUUUGUUGCGAAA